UUAUUCCAUGUCAAAUUCUGACACUAUAUAUGACAAAAUAAGUUGAUUUCUGAUGUUCAUUUUUCUAAUUCAGAAACGAAAAACGUGAAAAACGAAAAACAGACCUUUUUCGUUUUUCCAUUCUCUGUUUGCCUCGGAAAUUAAAGUAACAAAACCUUCACAGACCCACCCCGAGUCCUGAUUGGUUGGUUUUUCGUAGGUUUCACUCAGAACUGCAAGACGCUGAUAUUGCGUUACAGUGUAGCAAAAUGGCGGCUGUCAUUCAGAACCCACUUAAAGCGUUGGGUGACCAGUUCUACAAGGAUGCCAUUGAGCAGUGCCGCAGCUACAAUGCCCGCCUGUGUGCUGAGCGCAGCGUGCGCCUGCCCUUCCUGGACUCCCAGACCGGCGUGGCACAGAACAACUGCUACAUCUGGAUGGAGCGCCACCACCGCAGCCCUGGGGUUGCUGCAGGUCAGAUGUAUACGUACCCCGCCCGCUGCUGGAGGAAGAAGAGGCGGCUGCACACCUCCAUGGACACUCCGCUGCGCCUCUGUGGCCUCCAGCUAGAUGGAGGACUUGCAGGCAAGGAUGUGAUUCCCACACAGGGCACCACGCUGGAGGCUCUUCUCAGAGGGGAGGGCUUAGACCAGAGGAACAACUCAAAGGACGAGGAGAGCCUCCUAGAGAUCCAGAGGGUCUUGGAGGCUGACGCAGCUGAAGAUGCUUACCAUGACGAUGAGGACUAUGACGUGGACACCCCCAAAAAAAGACACAGAGGAAAAAGCAGGGGUCGGAUUUCAGGCCGCAGGAGGACAGACAUGGAUGACCAGGACAAGCCAUAUAGCUGUGACAUCUGCGGGAAGCGUUACAUGCACCGUACAGGGCUGAGUUACCACUACACCCAUUCCCACCUGGCGGAGGAGACGGGGUCCGAGUCCUACCGAUCACCCUCCGCACAGCGCUCUGACCGACACAAACGUCAGAAGGGUCCAGGUAGUACUGCCAUUACCAAUAACUACUGUGACUCGUGCCGGUGCACCCCAGGCUCCAACAAGCAGAGGGGUAAAUCUGGGGAGAGGGGUCCCUGCUCAGUCUGCCGGCGCUCCACUGGCCGCCCAGAAGAGAAGGAGGACAGCAGGCCGUUUGCCGGGGCAGAGGAACUGUUUGGCACCACCUCGGAGAGUGACACGUCCACGUUUCACGGCUUUGAGGACGAUGAGCUUGAAGAGCCCUCGUCAAACGGCAAGGGGACGCCCAACCGAUACAGAUAGAGAAGAACUUUCUAGGUUUAAAGACUAUUUUUAAUAUGGAUAACCUCUGGCAAAAGUCUGCUGCUUCUUUUUAAAUGUUUUUAUUUAAAGUGAUUAUUUCAGGAGAGAAAUGCAAGAAGUGUUAUUUUGUUAUCUACUGAAUCUUGUUUAAUAAUUUAUGAAUGUGUUUUUUUACAUGAACUUUGAAAGCAACUGAAGGUAUCUCUAGACAAAUGACUUGCUCCCUAUGUGAAAUGGAAAGAAGAAUUUCUUGGAUUAUUUUUCCACUGGAGCAGAAAAGGCAAAUAUGUUAUGAAAAAACACUGGGACAUGUGGAUAUAAUUAUGCUCUUUUUGGGAUGAUUUGCCAGAGAAAAAUAAAAUCCAAUAAUUUAUCUGAAAUUUAGUUAAAUGACAAUGUCUGGAUGAAGAAUGAAUGUCAAAACAAACCCUUCCCUCGGCUUGUUGAUGUCACUAGAAUCACCAUGCAGUUUGGAAAGACUUCCACUGCUUCAUCCUCUGGAUUAUAAUAAUGUGAAAAUGGAGUGGCUUGAAGCAAAGGAUUGAUGUGUGAAUUAAACAGGCUUAUACCAGAAGCAGGGCAUGGCUAGCUGAAAGGAGUACCAUGGCAUGAGGACCCAGGGGGCUUUGCAGCCAGUGAGGGGUGAGGUUCAGGACCCUCAACUGGACCUCCACACACCCCUUCACUGGGCCCAAAGACCCUAUCCGUCUGACAGUCAGCCACCAAACAGCCAUCCAUCCAUCCAACAGCUAUAAUGCCAGCCUGCCAGCGACCACAUAACCUAAUCCUCCCUAACUCAGAUAUUUUCUCUUUUUGAAGCAAUUUCCCCCCUGAGAAUAUGUAUAGUUUUUAUUCUGUGUUUUUGUCCUCUACGGCUGUGGCCACCAUGCCCAGCCGGCGGGAUCCAAUGUGACACUGAGACGUCAUUAACUUCAUCACUGUGCCAGCCUGCGACCCAGGCAAGAAACCAGCUCUGACAGCCAUGAUGACCCAGUGACCUCACUGGAACCACCCUGAACUUUAACCUCUGCCCCUGUCAUAGCGGCGGUGCUGUCACUUAUACAACAAAACCUCUGGACUACUUACUCUUUUUAAUGUCACUUGAACGGGCCAAACAAAUCAAGAGCUUUCUUGAAUCCCUUUCAUCCUGAAGUUAGAAUCGUGCUAUGUUCCUUUGUUUUGAACACGAUAUUGACAGAUUGGGUUGUUAGUGUCAUUUUGGUGAGAGGUGGAUAUUUUAUUAUUCUGUUUGUUCUGGCUUUGUUUAUACCUCUGUCUUUCUACAAUACCUACUUCUACUCAGGCGUAUGAUUUGUACUGCUGUUGAUUGUUCUUCUCUCUGCAUCACAAUGCGUUCAUUGUCAGCCACUGUCCCCUGCCUGCCUCAUGUGAUUGUAUCCCUAUGGUUUAGUCAUCACAAUAACACGUUUAGUGAUCCCAGCUUUAACAAAUCAGUGUUCUGAACUCAGCCCAACCAAGUUCAUGGGCACAUUACUCCAUAUUUUCUCCUUCCUCUGACUCACUUGUCAAACGCUUCUGUCCAGAAUCACUUACAUGGCAUGUGUGCAUAAUGCAAGGAUAGUUGCUUACAAUUGCAGAAGAAGUCUUUAAGCUGUAAAACAAUGUUAUUUUUGACAUUUGCUUUUAAGUGCUAUAUAGCUGCGUUUACACAGGCAGCCCAGUUCAGAUCUUUUUUCUACUAAUUGGUCUUUUGACCAAUCACAUCAGAUCAUUUCCCAUCAGAUCUUUUGUGUCUUAAAUGUUGACUCUAGACACUCACUCACAUAAACAUUCUUAACACUGAAUUCCCUCAGGGACCCUUUCAUCCACAGUUUCUAGGACUUCUAUGGAGAAUUAUUUUGGUAAUCAACAACAACCUCCCCAUCAAUUACUGAGUUUCCAUGGUAACCUCAAAGGUCUUAAGUUAGUCAUAUUAAAUGACAACCUGGUUGCUAUUAUGGUCAUUGUUUUCUCUCACUGGUGACGUCCUCGAACAAACAGCACGGUACAGUAUACUUCCAAACAACACUUCAUGGAAGUCAGCGAUGUCUGUCUGUAUAGAAACAAGUGUCAUCACCACCAAUCAUGUAAUAGUGCAUAGCUUGUAUACCUCAUCAAAGAGUCAAAUACACAGCAAUAACCCCAGAGCUCUUAGCAAGCCUUCCUGAGUUAGAGGGAAGCACAGGGGUCGGAAUGGAGCCAAGAGAUGAAAUGGACUUGACCAGUCAUUUUAUCUUCAACUGUAAAUAACUCAUGGAGAGAAUUAAGUCUUUGUUAAACUAUUUUUAUUGUAUUGAAAGAAAAUAAAGAAUGAGACACUGUCCUCUCUGGAUAUUUGCGGAUGUUUUUCUGUGGUCCUAUGUAACACUAUUGUAGUAAUUACAAUGUUACUACCCAGUUACCACAUACUGUAAAUGAGAGGUCACCAUGUAGACAGGUCCAAAGGUUUUAUUAUUUGGUGCCCACAAGAUAUCAGGUGCAUGGGUAUUUUACAUUGAUAAUAGUCAUCUUGCUGUUUGAGAAACUAGAAGCACAAAUGCCCUGGAUAUGUUACAUGCAUAGUAAUGUGCCCAUACCAUAAAAUGUGCUUUUAGAUAAUGGAAAUCUAUAGAGUCAAUUUAUGUACAAUGCACUCUGUACAUACACUAUUGUGUUUGUGCCGACAAUAUUUUUAAACACUGACUCAAUAAAUUAAGCAUCUCUACCUUACAGUCAAGAGGUUAUCAGUUUAUGAUAAUCAUAAAUAUUAACCAGUACAGUGCAUUGCAGCAACUCUAAUUGAAACAAUUAUUGAAAUAAUUAUCUCAGUAUUUCAAGAACUUGGGACUAUAACGUUCUAUCUGCAAAAAGAUUAUUCUGAUAUAAUUGGCUUUAAAGUUCCGAACCCUUUGGUCUCAGCAAUUUUUUAUUUUGUACUUUUAACUUCACAUGAAUUGUGGUAUUUAGAUCACUAUAUAGAUAGUUCUGUUCAAUGUUCUCUAUGUCAAUAACUGAAUUUUGACAACAAUGCAGAUCGAACAUUAUAGUACCAAGCUCUCGAUUUGUCUUUCAUAAUAUUGUCUCUGGCAGUUGUCUCUGGCAUAACUGUGUACGCAACCAAUAAACUUUGAUCUGAGUUGA
Messenger RNA from Salmo salar (Atlantic salmon), 4373 nucleotides. Its product is annotated as D4, zinc and double PHD fingers, family 3. NCBI's taxonomy places the organism in Eukaryota, Metazoa, Chordata, Actinopteri, Salmoniformes, Salmonidae. Gene Ontology annotation, cellular component: nucleus. The record is from RefSeq and is a predicted model, not a curated record.